Messenger RNA from Enhydra lutris kenyoni (northern sea otter), 1160 nucleotides. It is a transcript of the gene TLCD3B, whose product is annotated as family with sequence similarity 57 member B. Lineage: Eukaryota; Metazoa; Chordata; Mammalia; Carnivora; Mustelidae. Bases 333 to 1160 code for a protein of 275 amino acids. Gene Ontology annotation, cellular component: endoplasmic reticulum; membrane. The transcript has 5 exons. The record is from RefSeq and is a predicted model, not a curated record. Gene Ontology annotation, biological process: ceramide biosynthetic process; lipid homeostasis. Gene Ontology annotation, molecular function: sphingosine N-acyltransferase activity.
CCUCCUCCGGUACCCUCUCCCUGUCUGUCCUCUUAUCAAGUCCUCUCCUCCUGCCUCGCUUCCAGCCCUCUGGCCAGCUUCCUCCCGCUCCCUUUCCCGGAUCCUCCCUCUACCCAGUCUCUCCCCAUUUCCCCAGUCUCAUUUAACUCCCUUUCUCCCUUCCUCUGGUCUGACUCGCCUGCCCCAUCCCGUCCCCGCCCUGUCCCCUUUGUGCCCCUUUUUUUCUCCCUCCCUCCCUGGCUUGGUGUCCCUUCUCCACCUCUAACUCCCUUCAGCUUGGCCUCCCUGUCCCCUCACGGCCGCCAGCCUCCCUGCCCGUGGCCUGAGCCACCAUGCUGACCCCAAUGGUGGCUGGGGGGGUGGUAUUCCCCGGACUCUUCCUCCUCUCCAAGAACACGCUCCAGCGGCUGCCCCAGCUGCGCUGGGAGGAGGCUGACGCGGUCAUUGUCUCAGCCAGGCUAGUGUCCUCUGUCCAAGCGGUCAUGGCCUCCACCGCUGGCUACAUCGUCUCCACCUCCUGCAAGCAUGUCAUUGAUGACCAACACUGGCUUUCCUCUGCCUACACGCAAUUCGCUGUGCCCUACUUCAUCUAUGACAUCUACGCCAUGUUCCUCUGUCACUGGCACAAGCACCAGGUCAAGGGGCAUGGAGGGGAUGAAGGGGGGCCCAGAGCCCCGGGCAGCACCUGGGCGGUGGCGCGCGGCUACCUGCACAAGGAGUUCCUCAUGGUUCUCCACCACGCCGUCAUGGUGCUUGUGUGCUUCCCGCUGUCGGUGGUGUGGCGUCAGGGCAAGGGAGACUUCUUUCUAGGCUGCUUGCUGAUGGCGGAGGUCAGCACCCCCUUCGUCUGCCUUGGCAAGAUCCUCAUCCAGUACAAGCAGCAGCACACUCUGCUGCACAAGGUGAACGGGGCCCUGAUGCUGAUCAGCUUCCUGUGUUGCCGGGUGCUGCUCUUCCCCUACCUGUAUUGGGCCUACGGGCGGCACGCCGGCCUGCCGCUGCUCGCCGUGCCUCUCGCCAUCCCGGCCCACAUCAACCUGGGCGCCGCGCUGCUCCUGGCCCCCCAGCUCUACUGGUUCUUCCUCAUCUGCCGCGGGGCCUGCCGCCUCUUCCGGCCCCGGGGCUCCCGACCGCCCUCUCCCUGCCAGACCCAGGACUGA